Molecule: messenger RNA, 8416 nt
Organism: Jaculus jaculus (lesser Egyptian jerboa)
Lineage: Eukaryota; Metazoa; Chordata; Mammalia; Rodentia; Dipodidae
Gene: Cadm2
Product: cell adhesion molecule 2
Exons: 11
Coding region: 346-1680 (444 amino acids)
Source: RefSeq, a predicted model, not a curated record
GCCGCGAGCGCCAGGAAAAGGCACCGGCUGCCGGCCGACGGGUGGUCGCGGCUGCACCACCACAGGCAGCAGAAGCUGCGGGAGGAGGAAGAGAAGAAGAAGAAGAAGAAAGAAACUAUUUCGCCCACCCGAAUCCCGUUCUGCGGGUGCUCUGCCGCUGCUGCUGCCGCUUCUACUGCCGCCGAUCCGCGUCCGCGGGUUCGAGCACCGCGCCGGCGGGGACGCGUGUAGGUCCGGCGGGAGCGCCGGGGACGAGCCCAGAGGAGCCUUGCACUUGGGUGCCCUGCUCAACAGCACCUCCUUGACCCCCCUCGUUCCUUCCCCAGACCCGGUAGAGAAGGGACCAUGAUUUGGAAACGCAGCGCCGUUCUUCGCUUCUACAGCGUCUGCGGGCUCCUGUUACAAGCGGCUGCUUCAAAGAAUAAAGUUAAAGGCAGCCAAGGGCAGUUUCCACUAACACAGAAUGUAACAGUUGUUGAAGGUGGAACUGCAAUUUUGACCUGCAGGGUUGAUCAAAAUGAUAACACCUCCCUCCAGUGGUCAAAUCCAGCUCAACAGACUCUGUACUUCGAUGACAAGAAAGCUUUAAGGGACAAUCGGAUCGAGCUGGUUCGCGCUUCUUGGCAUGAAUUGAGUAUCAGUGUCAGCGAUGUAUCUCUCUCUGAUGAAGGACAGUACACCUGCUCCUUAUUUACAAUGCCUGUCAAAACUUCCAAGGCCUAUCUCACUGUUCUGGGUGUUCCUGAAAAGCCUCAGAUCAGUGGUUUUUCAUCACCAGUUAUGGAGGGAGACUUAAUGCAGCUGACGUGCAAAACAUCUGGCAGUAAACCUGCAGCUGAUAUAAGAUGGUUCAAAAACGACAAAGAAAUUAAAGAUGUAAAGUAUUUGAAAGAGGAGGACGCAAACCGCAAGACAUUCACGGUCAGCAGCACGUUGGAUUUCCGAGUGGACCGGAGCGACGAUGGCGUGGCGGUCAUCUGUAGAGUAGACCACGAGUCCCUCAACGCUACCCCCCAGGUAGCCAUGCAGGUGCUAGAAAUACACUAUACACCAUCAGUAAAAAUUAUACCAUCCACUCCUUUUCCACAAGAAGGACAGUCUUUAACUUUGACUUGUGAAUCCAAAGGGAAGCCACUGCCAGAACCUGUUUUGUGGACAAAGGAUGGUGCAGAGUUACCUGAUCCUGAUCGAAUGGUUGUGAGUGGAAGGGAACUCAACAUUCUGUUUCUGAACAAGACAGAUAAUGGUACAUAUCGAUGUGAAGCCACAAACACCAUCGGCCAAAGCAGCGCAGAGUAUGUUCUCAUUGUACAUGAUGUUCCCAACACUUUGCUUCCCACUACUAUCAUCCCCUCCCUUACCACUGCACCAGUAACAACCACUGUAGCCAUAACCACCCGCCCAACCACAUCCGCAUCAACCAGCCCUGGAAGAGAUCCCAACUCUCUGGCUGGCCAGAAUGGCCCUGACCACGCCCUUAUCGGAGGAAUAGUGGCUGUUGUUGUGUUUGUCACCCUGUGUUCCAUAUUUCUGCUGGGUCGAUAUCUUGCAAGACAUAAAGGAACAUACUUAACAAAUGAAGCUAAAGGAGCCGAGGAUGCACCAGAUGCUGACACAGCCAUUAUCAACGCUGAAGGCAGCCAAGUCAAUGCAGAAGAGAAAAAAGAGUAUUUCAUUUAAAAUUCAGGCCACGGUUCUGGGUUUUAUUUACCAGGCUGACUGCUGGAGAAAACUGGCAAUCAUCUUUCAGAAAUCAUUCCUACCAUCUUCUCCUACUUUUAUUAACAUCCAUACCGUACUGCUACCAGUAGCCAGUGCACACCAACAAUCAGCUGUUGAAAGCAUCAUUCUUUAAUUACUGUACCACCCAUAAUGCAAGACAUUUUCUUGCCUAAAUUUUGCACCAUUGCUCUUUUAACAUACAGUGCUUGAAUAUACAGCCUUAACAAUGUUAAUCAUCUCACUGGAUCAUGAUAUUGAGUUGUUUUUGUACAUUGAAAAGAAUACGUAUGCACAGCGCCUCCCCACAUCUCUCUUCCUUUAAGUCACAUAUUUUACCAGUUUGCCAUUGGACAGCUUUCACAAGUAGCAUGAUUAGGUAACAGCCUAAUAUGCUCAAGUUUAAAUGAAGAUUAGAGGUUUACAAACAAUGUUUUCUACCUGUCUAUCUUCAAAGACAACAUGUUUUAGAAAACAUAUGCCCUAAAAAAAAACACAAACUGAAAACACUGUAGUGUAGUUUCUGGAAUGUUUGAAAAUAGAAUGGUAAUACUGUAUCAAUUUGCUAUUUAAAAAAUUAGUGUUUGAUACAGAAGCCAUGUGUAUGGAUUCUAAUCAUUACAAGACAUCUCAUAUUCUUAUAAAGUUCCUUCCAUUAGGCUAUUAGCUUCAUUUACCAAUAAAUUAUUACAAACAUUUAACCAAUUUUGGAAUCAUAAAGAUUUCAUUCAUUCUUCUAUUUGAUUCUAUAAUUUAUUUGUUACAUAAGGAUUCACUUGCUUAAACAAAAUUGAAGUAGGGCACAAUUUUGAGACAUUUUAGUAUCUGUAUAUAGUGCAUAUAAUAAAUCCAAUUAAACAUUAUUUGAUACAUAUUUAACUUUUUUGGCUGUAGGUUAUUCAGUCAUAAGUACACAUUUUCUAACGUCCAUUAUAUCCCUUUAGGUAUUACUUAAACCAAUAUUAUAAGUAGAUAACACGUAUUAGUAUUUUUGUCUGUAUGUCCUAGCACUGUUCAACAACAAAUUUUUCUAGUUCUUGUUAAUUUUUAUUUGUGAUACAAUGGAAGCACAAUGUUAUAAGGAAAGGUAAUUUUAAGCUAACAACCAGUGCACAGCCUCAGGUUUUAAAUCACAACCACAGUUAAAUAAUAACCUAAAUUAAAAAAAAAAACUCUUAGUUACAAAAUUUAAUUUGGCAGUUCCAAAGCUGCUUACCUAUGUUGAUUUGCCAAAAAGAAGUGUUCAAGGUAUGUUUUCUGUAUAAAUGAACUAAUUCUUUAUAUUAAAUUCCUGUCUAUGCAUUUUGUGAGGUACAAACUUCUGAAACAGUGAGUGAUAGAAAAUUUCUGCCAUGCUUUUAACUCCAAGGUGAAAGUCUCUUUCUCUGGAUUAUUUUGAAAUUUUGGUGUAUUUAACUAUUAUGAAAUUCUGUAUUCUUAAAUAUGACACAGAGUCAAUCUAAAGGCUUAUUUCUUCUAGUAAAAAAAUUACAAUACUGCUAGAUUAGAUUUCAUUAAAUUUAUUAUAAGCUAAAGUAUAAAAAUCCAGUUAGAUUAAAAAUUAUUUUCCCAUUUGCAAGCAAUGCACCUUUAAGAAGAAAAUGAAUAUGUCAGUAUGGUAGUUAAACUUGUGAUGUUUGAUAGCAUGAUGGCCUAGGGUUUUAAAAAUAUCUUGGAAUUUAUUUUUUGGGGAUUGAGAAUGGUUGAGUACAACAUCAUGUAUUAAUAUCAAAUGAAAGGUAAGGGUGCUGUAUCUUAGAUUAUUUAUCAGAAAAGUAUAAAUCUUUUAAGGACAAUGUUAGAAUUUUUUAACUUUUUUUUAUUGUUGAAGCAUUUAUCUUGUUGAUUUCUUACAAACGAAAAGGACGAUGUCAGUCAAGCAGCACUUUUUCAAAAUAUACAGAACAUAAAUAAUAUGAUGUGGUUGAGUGUUAACAUAAUAAAUCAUAUACAGUAUGACAUUUUAAGGAAAUAAGUCUGCAUUGAUGUGAUUGCAUGCUUGUUUUUACAGUUCACUCCAUACCAUCUGUGGAAAAAUGCAAUAAUAUGUUAAUAUAGUAUGGUAGUUUGAGAGAAUCAGGUAGGUGCCUCUAGACACAUUGAAACUAGACUAGGUUUAUAAACUGUUCAUAUCUUUCAAUGCAUAAUCUUUAGAAAGACUCCACAAAGCAAAAUCCAUCCUGUUAGUUCUAAAUGGAAAGGUUCUUAUUGCUGAACUAAGUUGUAUGAACGGCAUCAUCAAUUACUAUUUACAGCCUAAUUUCAGGAUGCAUUUACAAAAUUGCCCUCUUCAUCGAUGCUUUAUUUAGGAUCCCUCUCCAUUUCAUCUAUUCUCUACUUGGUUCCAACUGCUAAAUUGUUGCCUAAAUAACUCACUCAUUAUUUAUAGCACCAUAAAAUUAGAAAUCUAAAAUCAUUUACUUGUCAAGACUUUUGACUCUUUUCACUCUUCUGAGUAACACAAAAUCUUAUUAGAACUCAUAAAAAUAACUGAUGGUAGAAAUUUGCAAGUUUUAAUCACAUAUUUUCUAGUUAAACAUAGUUUAAUUUGAAUUAAAUAUAAUUUUCUGUGACAGGAAAAAACAGUUAUAGAGUUAUACUUUCUUAUUUUAAAAAAAUAUUUGAUAAGUUAUAAUAGUUCUGGUCAUUUUUAUUCCAACAUAUCAGAGAGAAAAAUAAGAUCAAAUUCUAAAUGGGACUCAUGUGAACUUAAAAGUCUUGAAAUAUGCAUACUUGUAUGCUCACUGAGACAUACUUUAUCUCCACUAAGUGAGCACUGUCACUAGGGAACUCCUUUGAGGGAGUGCACACCACCAGCCCAAUAUAAUACAAGGCAUUGCUUAUCACCAGAAUAAUAUAUUAUCUAUCAGUGAAAUAUUUACAGUAUACAUUGGUUGCCCUCUACUGAAAAAUCUAAACAUCAUUUCACUUAUCCUCUUUUACAUUUCUAAAUGUCCUAGGAAGAAUGGUGAUCAAAAUUAGGAAGGAAGGUUAAAGUGUGAUUGUAAGAGUAAAGAUAGAAGGUAUGAAAGCACAAGUGAAAUGUGUGUGUGUGUGUGUGUGUGUGUGUGUGUGUGUGUGUGUGUCUGUGUGUGUACGAGAGGAAGACAGAUUUAACAGGACAUAGAUUCCAACUUGCUUUCUUUCACCAGAAAAGUCCAAGAAGCAGUUUAAGGACCUGAAAUUGGAACUUGACCUAGAAACUGGAUGAUCUCAUAUAUACUCAAGAUGUUUAGUCUUUCAUAGAAACUCCACAGUUAAUAUAACAAAUAGAGAAAGAAUACCAACUUUCCUGAUUAUGGCAAAGAAGCAAACACCUCAUUUAGUUAUUUCUUUGUAAAAAUAUAAAUAUUUUAAUGGAAAGAACAGGCUCACUUGUAAUUAUGUACUCAUGACUGUAACAGCGUUGAGAUUCACAUAGGCACGUGUACAGCAGCUGUGUGACAGCGAUGGCUCUUCCAUGUAACAUAGCAGUUCUUGUGUAAUUUAGUGCCACUUAUUGCAAAGUGUUACCAAUGGGGACAUUGAAAAUGCUUUUCUUUUCUUUUUUCUUUGGACAUAAGAAAAAUUUAACAGAUGACAAAUAUGAAAUUCCACGGUGUUUUUGAUUGUGGAGAAAAUAUAAAAGAAAUAGUAUCUUACUGCAACUUUCUCAUGGUAUUUAUAAUUAUGGAACCUUUUUAAAUGCCCAAUAUUAGAUUUCCUUCUGCAAGUAGUAAUCUGUGACAUAUACCCAAAACAAAAUAAAAAUCUAAGCAGUAAUCACAGCUAAAAUAAGUGAAACAACUAAUGAAAAUUACUGAGUAAUGCUUUUUCUUAAGUGGCACAAAGUACACACUAAAAACUAUGCAAAAUAUAGGUAACUACAGUGUACGUACAUGUAAGUAUCUUGUACUAGCUGUGUAUGGAUGUUGGAAACCCAUGUAAUUAUAAUAUGCAUUUUGAAUACUGGGAAAGAGGAAAUCUUAGUGUAGAUAAUAUAAUUUGUUUUGAAAUAUACACUGGCAAUAUUGAAAUAUACUCAGUGCAAUAUCUGCAAUUCUAUUGCUGGAUAGUUAAUGCAAAGGGAUUUUAAGGAAUUCUUAAACAAGUUCCAAGAGUUUUCACAUCUCCACCUCUCACAUACUAAAAUACUUACAUAAUAAGUAAGUUACUUCUUCUUACAUAAAAUUUGACCUAACAUUGUAAAAUUAUUUGGUAUAAUUUUUCAGUAUUACUUCACAGAACAAAUAACCUUUCUGACUUUAAUUCAUGUCUAAUUGAAUUUAACAUUCUUAACCUUCCUUUGAAUUGUGUGUGCUUUAAUAUACUUAAGUACUUUUGUUAUGAGUACAAGUUUAUUCAAAGCACACAGAGUACAUUUGAGAGGUAAAGUCACUUAGGUUUUAAUGGAAAACUUUUCUAUCCCCUAGUUCCUUUCCUCUCCCAUUUGUAAUCCAGACGUGCCCUUUGCACUUAUGCCCUUCCAAAGGCAAUGGAUUGAAAGUAGUAAGACAAUAAAGAGAGUUACAGGGGACAACAUACAAGAAUGGGUUCUAAAAUCAUCAGCAUUUUUAUGUAUUGAGAUUAAUAUUGAAUGCAAUAGUUAUUGGAUAUAGCUGGUAAUUUCUCUGCCAUGCAUACUUAACAAUAAUCCUUCUACCUCUCACUUUUAACAUGGGCUAUGAUACUUCAAUAUACAUAGAGGAAGUAAUUAUUUACAAGAUAUCCCAGGAAGGAUCAUUUUGGGACUUUCAUAACAAUGCACUCCACACUCCCUGGGAAAUCUCAAAAGCCAACUUCUUGUAGUGUAUUCUGUGAUGUAUGGAUAUGCGUUUGUUUCCCUCCUCUCUCAUUAGCUUCCUACAGGUAAAACACGAUAACUUGGUAUAAAUAGUUCUUCUCAUGCCUAUUUAAUAUUUCACUGUAUUAUAAUAGUGGUAUUUUAAAAAACUAAUUUAAAUGGCAACACUUUGCAAUCCAACCUGAUAUAUCACUUCACUUUUACAAUGUGAUUUAUUUUCUGGCAAAUCAGCACUGUGUUUUAAGUACAAAUUCUGUAUAUGAUUUAUUUUCCUGAGAAGUGUUAUUGAUAUAAACUAAAACUAAGUAUUUUAAAUCUGCCUCCUUACUGAAAUCCCCAAAUAAUGCAACAUAUUGCCACAAACGUCCACUCUUUUCUGCACAGGCAUAGUAUGAACUUUUCAAUGGUGUUAUUUAGCUAUCCUAAAAUAAAAUGCCAUUUUAUCAGCAUAUUUUCCUCUAGGAAUGAAAGGUUACAUAAAUUUCUCAAAUUCUGAUGGUGAACCUAUGAAAUAUGUUUAAAGUUAAAAUAAGAUGUUUCUGUGUUAUGUGGGUAUGUUACAAAUAAUAUUUGAUCUAAUAUCUACCAUAUUUUCCAUAUAUAUGUAUAUAUGUAUAUAUACAUAUAUAUUUAGCCAAGAAAUGUAUAAUUAUUUUGGAGAAAAUGGGCCCAAAUGUGAAAAAGAUGUAAAGAAAAGAAAACCUAUUUUCCCCUUCGGAAUAUGCUGUAUAUUUCAAAAGAAGUUAAAAGACACGUGAUUAUCGCAGGGGCAAAGGACAGCUUCCCAGGGCUCAGCACUUAAGCACUUUUCCCGCAUCCAGGGUCGAAGCCGCAGCGAAUCCCACAUGGACUUUUGUGUGCAGCAUGAAAUGCACCAUUACACGUACACACAGUACUGCCAAACCUCAGAUGCUUUCUUUCUUUAGAUGCUUUUCCUUGUACAUGAUCCUAGUAGACACGUUUUAUAUUUACAAAUCGUGAAAGUCAUACGCAAUAAAAUAUGGUUGAAAGCAGUGGUGACUAAUUGGUUCAAGAAAACCACAAAAUGUGAACAGAAUUGCUAUCUUUCUCCUUUUCCUUUUUGCUUUCCUCUAUGUUUCUGUGUUGAUUGCAUCUCAUAUAUAGAAAGAAAAAUAAUCUAGUGGUUUUUCAAAGCUAGUAAUAUUGCUCCUUAUAAAUGUGUAAAACUUUAAUCUUUAAAAAAAUUAUUUAACUGUAUUCACUGUAUGUAUUGUAGAUUCAAUGAUGCAGUUAAGUAGUAAUGCAAGGUUUUCUGAGUUUGCAAUUGCUGAUCUACGUUUUCAUAUUUGGUUUGCAUCAAUUUUUGUGAAUUGGUUGUUUAGCUUUUCAUUCAACCAAAAAAUGUUCCCUCAAGAAAGCUCCAUUUUUAUCAUAAAUAUUUCAACAUAACAAAUCUUGCAACAAGUUUGCCAUGGUAAAAAGAAUUUAAAGACUUAUCUCUGAAAAUGAUACCAAGAAAAGCAGGUGUUCCCAGUAAUGUAGCUUCAAAAAUAAAAUGAUCUAUUUAUGUGACAUGAAAUUUACAACUUUUGGAAGGGUAUAUUUAUGACAGUAUUUAAAAAGAUAUUCUGUGCUAUAAAGAAGAUACACCAAAAUUAAGUCUAUGGCAUAGAAUACAAACACAAUUAUUGAAUCUACUCUCGCCGUUAACAUUUUCACAAUAACAAAAUGCAUAUUGUAAUAUUAGGUACAUGACACUUGCAUGUGGAUAUGCCUAUAUACUUUCAAAGUAUUCAAUGUGUACUGAGUGGCACUUAAAUAUGUCAUGUACAACUCUUAUAAACAUUCUUACAGGGUUCCCUUUUGCAUCUCAUCUUUCAGUAAAGUCUUGUCAGAAAAAAAAUGUCUGAUAAAUAUGGAAAAAUAAAAUUGGAAUUUUAGUUUUUUGUUGGA